AUGUGAUGAAUUGCAAAUACAACUGAGUAAACUAACAAAUACAAAUAAAGAAGCCAACCAGAAAAUCGCCAAAUAUGAAGCCGAAUUGGCUGAACUAAAGAAAACCAACGAAAAGUUGGAAAUGGAAAAUCGUGAAGCGGUUAAUUUAGAAUUUGAAUUUCAACGUCAUAAGAAUAAAUCAAAACUCAGAGAAAACGAACUGCUAGAGGCCCUAAACGAUAAAGAGAAGGAAAUUAGCAAAUUAGAGAAAUCUCUUAAUACAAUCACAGCAGAACGUUUACAAAACUCUAAAGAAGAAUUAUUGCAAAAAUCUCAAAUUGAAGUUGAUGCGGCCAAUGUAGAUGGUAAAGUUUGUGUUAAAUGUGAAGAUUUACAAAGACUGCUGGAAGAUAAUAAAAAAGUUACUUUGGAAUUUGAGAAAUUAACUUUGGAAUAUGAAAAACUGAAAUUAAAUUAUGUGGAAAUUGAAAAAGAAAACGAUAACAACAAAUUAAGAAUUAUACAAUUAGAAGAAUUGCAGCAGAAGGAAAAGGCUGAAUGUGAAAAGCUAUUAAAGGACGUGCAACAUUUGCGUGAGAAAUUGCAAAACGUGCAACGAGAUUAUGAACAAUUGAGUAGUGAAAAUUCUUCAAAACAUGAGGAAUGUAUGGCCCUAAAUAGACAGGUGGAAGUGGCUAGAGAAGAAAUGGUGGUGCUAGAGGAAAAAUUCACCAAACUCGAAUUGUCUUGGCAAGAACAACAACAAACUAUUAAUGAUAUAGAGAAGCAAUAUGCCAGCAUACAAACAAAAUAUGAAGAAUUACAAAAUCAAUACGAACAGCUAGAAAACACUAAAGGACAAUCGCUAGCCGACUGUCAACGUUUGGAGCAAGAUAAUGUGGAACUACAAAACGAGAUAGAGGAAUUGAAAAAGAAAGUACAAGAUGCCCAGCAAAGAUUACUGGAGAGCAAUGAGAAAUAUGAAGAGACGGCUAAAGAGAAUAAGACUGCCAAUGAAGAGUACACAGCUGAAACCUCUAAAAUACAGCAAGAAAAUGAACAGCUUCGAAACCAAUUACAGGAAAUACAAACACAAUUUGAAGAUUUACAAAAAGAAUACGAUGAUUUAUCCAAUCAAUUAAUGGAUAAUUUACAAGAUAGUGAAUCUCUUAAGAAUGAAAACACCAAGUUGCUUGAAAAACUCCAAGAAUAUGAGGAGAAGAACGAAGAUGUUUGCAGGGCAGAAGCUGAAAUCCAAGAAUUAAAAUCGCAAUUGGAAAAGGUGUUAACCAGCGAAAAGAAAAAUCUACUCAAAACUCCCUCACCAGGACGCAGUUCCUCAAUGCGCAGUUCCGGUGUGUGUGUAGAAGAGGAAGAAGAUUUCGAAGAAUAUCCCCAAUCCCAAGAUUUACUCAGGAAAUUCUGUGAACUUUCUGAAUCACUGACUGAAAUCGAACUCGAACACACAAAGGGUAAAACGAAAGUCUUUAGAUCCGCCUCUAAAAACUCCACACCCAACAGCUAUAAAAUGUAUUUGAAAAAUAUUUUGGGUGUGCGUAAAUCACAAAAAGAAUUCGAUAUGGAAAUCGAAAAUAUACACUUACAAGGUUCCUUUAAACAUCAUUCCUUCCAUAUUGUGGAAUUGAGUGGCGAAGCAGCGAAUGAUGAUGAUGCUGAUAAGUCCUGUGAAAUGGAAUGUGAUACUAGCGUUACAAAUGGUUGUGAAAAUAUGGCCGAAUAUAUAGAAAAACUCAAAGAAGAAAUCGUACAGCUGAAGGCCAUCAACGAACAGGAACGUUUAAGCAAUAAAUCUCUAUUGGAAAGUACCGAAAGCUUCAGUGAAAUGCGAGAGCAGAUAACACAACUAUCCGCCGAAUUGUUGGAGAAAUCUAUAUUUGUGGAGAAUUGUGCCUGCAAAACGUAUCAACAGCAGAUAGAGACACUGGAGAAAGAAAAGGCUGAUAUCACCAUUAUCUGCGAAGAGCUGCAGGAAAAAGUCAACUGUACUCUAAAUGGUUCCUUUAAUAUGCUUAUGAAUACCACCGCUCCUGGUGUUGAGGUAAAAGCUUUAACCGAUGAUAAACUCAAAGAGUUGGAGCAAUUAAAGCAAAGAGAGCAAGAACUGUUGGAAUCUUUUGAUUCACAAACUAAAACUCUGGAAGAGCUAACACAGCGUUAUCUAGAUAUGGAGGCUGAUUUGGAAACGGCACGAGAACAGUUAGAAACUCAAGAAAAGGAAUUUAAGGAAAAACACAAUCAAUUGCAGUUGGAAAUUUUGCAAAAGAUGGAACUAAGUGCCAGCGAGUACAGAGACAAUAUGAAAAAGUACAACAAAGAAUGGGAGGAUAGAAGAGAGGAAUAUGAAGAAACCAUUAAAAGUUUACAGCAACAAAUAGAAGAGCUGAGACAGCAAACAGUGGCAACUUCAGAGGAAUUGAAACAAGAAAUUAAACAGGAAUGUGUAGUGGACAAGGAAAAUAAUGAACCAGUUAAAGAAAAUCUCGAAAUUAAAUGUGAUAAAGCCGUAGAUAGCGAAGAACCUCUGGCAGAGGCAGUACAAGAAGACGAAGAAAUGCCCGAAGAUAUAGAAACUAUAAAACAAGAUAGAACAAGACUGGAGGAAGAAAAACAAAAUCUUCAGCAGCAACUCAAUACUGUAGAAAUGCAACUGGAGAAUCUAAAAGAAGAAAAUCGUACUCAAUACGAAGAAAUUACACUUUUAGAUUCAAAAAUCGAAUCCUUGGAAGAACUUCUAAACGAUGCUAAACAUUUGCAUGAAACUGUGGCCAGAGAAAAUGCCUCCUUAGAAACUCAAAUAAAAGAUCUUGAAGAAGAUCUCAAUUGUAUACCUCAGCUGCAUGACAAAAAUCAACAGUUAAACGAUAAAAUGGAAGAACUCAAUGGAGAAUAUACACAACUUCAAGACAAACUCCAAAAGGCCGAAUUGCAAAUACAAGAAUUCUGCAAAGAAGAUGCCAAACGUGAAGAACUAAUACAAACAUUACAAAGUAAGCUCAAUCAUUUGGCAGCUUUGGAGGAAGAAAAAUUGAGUCUGACUAAAGAGUUGGAAAAUCUGAAACAGGAGUAUUCCCAAAUACAAGCAAAACUCUUUAAGGCUGAAGAACAAAUACAAGAAUUCUGUAGCGAGGAUACAAAUCGAGAAGAGUUAAUACAGUCCCUACAAAUUAAACUCGCAAACAUGACAUCCGUGGAGGAGGAAAAGAAGUCUCUUGAACAUGAUUGCUCUCAGUUAAAAGAAACCUUGAGGCAAUUGCAGGAAAAAGAAGCUGAAACAUUUAAAGAAAUUGAAACUCUCAAAGAACGAGAAGCUGCAAUCAAUGAAAACAUGUCUGAAUUGGUUAAAUCCCAAUCUGAACUGCAAAUCGAAAAGUGUGCCUUGGAGGAGAAAUUGCAGCAGGUUACAAGUGACUAUAAUUUACUUAAAACUGAUCAAGUGCUGCUAGAAACCCAGCUAAGUGAACUAACAGAAGAAAGAAAAUCUCUAAACGAACAAUGUUUGCUGCUACAAGAGGAGAAAACCACCCUAGAGGAACAAUUAAAAUGUCUCAAAGAAAAAGAAAAGGCUGAAGAGUUAUUAGAACAAAUGAUUAAAGAAAAAGCUGAACUUAUACAGAAUCUACGAUUAACCACCGAAAAGUUGGAAAUUGUCCAAAAUCAGCUGGAAGAAAAAGUAAUAGAAAAUACUCAAAUACAACAAGAUCUUCAGUCCCUCAAAGAUACUCUUUCAAAGAGCAUCGAAGAAAAACAACAGCAAUUGGAAGAAACUGAAAAAGAUUUAGAGAAAUCCAAACAAGAUAAUGUAAAUCUUCAUCAAGAUCUGCAAACUCUUAAGCAAAGUCUCUGCAAACUCAACGAAGAGAAACAACAGCAACAGCUGGAAAUGGAGAAACAUAAACAAGAGAGUGUGCAGCUUAAAGAAGAUUUAGUAAGACUUAAAGAUCAGCUCACAAAACUACAACAAGAAAAGCAAGAACAACAGCUAAAUUUGGAAAAAGCCCAACAUCAACACAACAAUCUACAACAAGAACUAGGGACAUUCAAACUUGCUCUAACAAAGGCCAUGGAAGAAAAGCAACAAGAGUUUAAUAAUUUACAAAAUAACUAUCAAACCUCACAACAACAAAACCAACAAUUGCAACAAAAUCUUCAAGAUUUACAAGUUGCUUUAAGUAAUUCCAAAGAAGAGCAACAACAACAAAUGCAAGAAAACAACCAGCUACAAAAUGAGCUUCAGAGCACUAAACAAUCCUUAGAUAAACUUCAGGAAGAGCAACAAAAACUACAAGAAAAACUGCUAAAUUAUCAAAAGCUAAACGAAGAUAAAAACAAAUUAGAAGCUACACUUAACAUAUUAAAAUCAGCUCAAUCUGGUGCUCUCAAUAGUCUACAAGAAGAAAGAGAUCAGCUACAGCUUACUCUCCAGCAAUACGAACAACAAAAUAAACUAUACAAAGAAAAAGAAGAAACUCUUCAUGAAAAAAUCGAAACUCUACAGCAACAAUUACACGAAGUACGCAGCAAAGCCCAGUCAUACGAAAAACUUCUACAGGAACAUGAAGAAGUAGAGACGGCUCUCACCUCUACAACUGCCACAAAUCAAAAACUUCAACAGGAAAUACAACAACUCACCUCGCAACAAGAAACUUAUGUCUCAACGAUCGAGAAUCUAUCGGGCGAAAUUGAAAAACUCAAUUUACAACUUGAUAAACAUCUCAACGAAAAAGCAAUGUUGCAAACGAAAUUAUCGCACUUGAAUCAAACACUUCAAGGUGAACAAUCUUCGCUGCAACGUAACAAUCAGGAGCUUAAGAGUUCUUUGGAUGAGCUUAAAUUUAAGUAUGAGUCCCUGCAAAGCACAAAUACUCAAUUGGAACAACUCAAUCAACAACUGGCAGAUCAACUUAAGGGUUUGCAGGAAAAACUGAUCCGGUUCAAUGGUGUGCAAGAAGAACUCAACUUGCUUAAAGUUCAGCAUAGUGAAUUACAGCUUAAGAUGAAGGAAACCGUAGAGGAAGCUGGUCGUUGUAGUUUGACUUUACGUGAUGAGGUUGAACAUCAUAAGCAGAUGUUGCAGAAACAAGCAGAAAGCUUUAAUCUUCUUAAAGUUGAAAUGGAAACUCAGCAACAAACUUUAACCAAUCAAAAUCUUAAACUUUCCAACAACAUUGAAACGUUGCAAAGUGAAAAACUUGCAUUGGAAGAGAAACUUAGAGAAAUAACUGUACGAAAUUUCGAACAAGAUUUGCAACGUCAAGCAAUUGAUGCAACAGCAAAUACAUCAAUGGAUUCGAAUACAUCAUACUCGCCCAAGGGACGUAGAAGUCUAGAACGUAUGGGCGGUGUUAUGGGCAGUGACUUUAAGGCCAACGUAAGCAUAGAGGAAAAGCUAAGUGCCAUGCAGCAAAAGAAUUCAACAACAGCAGAGAGAAAAAAUCGUCGUAUAAGUACACAUGACGAGCGAAGAAGACAAUCAUAUUGGGGAGCAGCGCAUGAUAAAGAAACAAUGACGGAACCAGUAGAUACCAGCUGUAAUUGCAUUGAGCUCGAUCGCAAACUUAAAGAGUGCGAACGUAAUCUUUUCAUUAAAAACAGUCAAGUUACAGCUUUAAGUAUGGAAUUGAAAAAUCAUCCCUUGAAAGAUGAAAAUGCCGCUUUAAUGAAACGUUUCCAAGAGGAACAAGAUAAGCAUCGCAUCGAAAUUAAACGUUAUAAAAAUAAACUAUACGAACAAACCGCCAAAGCUGAAAAAGCUAUAGCAGCAGCUGCACAUGCCACAGCCAAGUCACAACAUGUGGCAGCAAAUGCUGCUUUGGCGGCCGAACAACAAACCAGCACCCCGGUCUUACCGAAAGUAGUAGCCGAUGUUGAAAUACAAACGGAUGAUGAUUUAAGUAAUUCUAUACAAAAGUUACAGGGCAAAUAUAAUGAUUUGAAAAAUAUCUGCCGUUAUCGUUACAAUGUCAUCAAAGAGCUGGAGGAAAAGGUGGCACAAAAAGAAAAUUCCGAUGGUAAUUCUUUGUCGGCGCUAGAUGCUGCCCAAUAUAAGGUUUUAAAUAAUCAAUGCGAGUCUUUGAAAAAAGAACUUAAAACUGUUAAGGAAAAAUAUGAAAAUGCUAAAAAAGUAUUACAUUCACGUCGUGAAGAAAUCAUGAAAUUGCGUGCUCAAUUGGAACAAUCACAAUAAAUAGGCAGUUAGUUUGCUCUCUCUCACUCUUUAUUUGCCAUUAUCUAGUACUUAAUUUAAAAAAAUAUUUUCAUCUGUGUAUGAAAGAAAGUUUUUCACAUUUCAUUUAAGAAAUGUUGAACAUUGCUUAUGUUUUUUUUUUUAAUAUUACAUAUUAUAUUUAAUUUAAUUAUUUAUUUAGUUUAGUGUAUGUUUUUUUUAAUUAUGUAGUUUUUAGUUUCUUUAAAACUAAGUUUUUGUGCUUUUUUUUCUUAUAUAAACAAAAACAAAAAAAUAAUUGAAAAUAAUUCUUAAUUUAUUGUGGUUCUAUGUUGAUCCUUAUAUUAUUACAUAUUUUGCACUUACUUGAAAAUAGGCACACUUGUUUGUUUUGUGUUACGUUUUUUUUUUCAUUAUUAAUUGUAUUAUAUUUAGAAAUUGCAUUUAUAUUAACCGUUAAUCUAUCGUCUCCAUCCGCGCUUCUAUUCUUUCUCUUAUUCAUCUCUAGAAUUGAAUUCAUUUGUAUUGAUUUUCUCUCCUUUGUUUCAACUGUUUUUGAAUGUAAUUUAUGCUGUUAGAAUAACUGUUAUUUUAAAAAAUAAAAAAUAAAAUUUAAUAUUUAAUUUAUCUAUUUUAUAAUAUUAAAAUAAAAGAAAACGUU
Molecule: messenger RNA, 6824 nt
Organism: Lucilia sericata (common green bottle fly)
Lineage: Eukaryota; Metazoa; Arthropoda; Insecta; Diptera; Calliphoridae
Product: golgin subfamily B member 1-like
Biological process (GO): G protein-coupled receptor signaling pathway
Source: RefSeq, a predicted model, not a curated record